UGUAAUCAAAAGAAUUAAUCAUAUAUUUUUUUGUAACUGAAAAAUCGCAACUGUGAUUAUUUGGGCGUGUUUAUACUUAUAUAUGUUAAAAUAUUAGAAAGAACUUUAUCGGAUGAUUUAUCCCUUAGUAGUAAUACGCAACGCUAACAUUGGGAGGUUAGGACGAUUCGUAGUUCUAAUGAUCAGUAAUCUAGUAAUUUAAUAGUUUAACGAACGUCAGAAAAAUUGUAAUUUCAAAAUAAAAGUAUAAAAUGAGACAAACGAUUUUAAAAUUAUACAAAGAUUUAUUGCGCUAUGGUGAUAAUUUGAAGUAUACAGACAAAGAAUAUUUCCGAUACAGAAUUCGUAAAAAUUUUAAACAAAAUAAGCAUUUAAUUGAUCAAAUAGAGAUUGACUUUCAAUUGCAAAAGGGACAAAAGCUUCUACAAAAUCAGAGAGUAUUGUAAAUCUAUAGUUCGUUAUAGUAAAAUUAGACAAACAUAAUUAUAUAUUGCUUACAGCAAUGCUGAAACUGUUAAAUAGAGCAUAUAAUAAUCAAUUUUAUGA
Molecule: messenger RNA, 546 nt
Organism: Bombus pyrosoma
Lineage: Eukaryota; Metazoa; Arthropoda; Insecta; Hymenoptera; Apidae
Product: MIEF1 upstream open reading frame protein
Exons: 2
Coding region: 252-446 (64 amino acids)
Source: RefSeq, a predicted model, not a curated record